This is a messenger RNA of Petromyzon marinus (sea lamprey), 2797 nucleotides long. It is a transcript of the gene ACTR8, whose product is annotated as actin related protein 8. Lineage: Eukaryota; Metazoa; Chordata; Hyperoartia; Petromyzontiformes; Petromyzontidae. The record is from RefSeq and is a predicted model, not a curated record.
GCCGCCCUGGAUAAUACCGGGCGCACGCAGGCACGCAGGCCAAGACGACUCGCGGGGGCUUGCGUCUCGCCGUGGCCGCAAUGACACCCAUUGAGAAGGACAAGGAGAACGGGAAGGAAAACGACCGCGAGAAGGACAAGGAGAAGGACAAGGAGAAGGAGCAGCGAGGCGCCAAGAGGCCCAUCGUGCCCGCCACCAUCCCCGAGUCCGUGCCGGAGCAAAUCCGCACCAACUUCAUCGUGGUCAUGCACCCCGGCUCCACCACCUUGCGGCUGGGUCGAGCGUCCAGCAUGCUGCCCAUCAGCCUGCCCCACUGCAUCGCACGGAGGCACAAAUCCGCCGGGCAGCCCUGCUACGAAGACCCUUGGUUGCUCAGGGAUGGCCUGGACAGACAAGAGAGUAAAGAGCAGAGGCAACAUGGACUUAAGAUGGUGGAGCAGGCAAUCUGGUCUCGCAAGAUGUCCAACGGGGCUCGCCGAAUCCCCACCCAACCGGACCAGUUGGCUGGCUACAACAGCAGAGUAAAGCCAGUAGCCCUGGAAUCCAGCUCUUCAACAAGAUGGACGAACGUAUCCCACAAACCAGAGUUUCUCAUUGGGGACGAGGCACUGCAUGUGAACAAGGCCGAAGGCUACAAUUUGCAUUGGCCCAUGCGGCGUGGGCGGCUGAACAUACACGGUGGACCUGGAGGGUCUCUGUCGGCCGUGCUGGCCGAUCUGGAGGCCAUCUGGAUGCAGGCCAUCCACCGGUACCUCGACAUCUCUUCAAGUGAUGUCAAGUAUUACAGGUGCAUCCUGCUUAUUCCUGACAUCUACAACCGACAGCAUGUCAAGGAAUUGAUGAACAUGCUGCUGACAGGAAUGGGCUUUGCAGGCGCCAUGGUCCACCAGGAGUCUGUGUGUGCCUCCUUCGGCUGCGGACUGAGCUGCGCGUGCGUGGUCGAUAUCGGCGAUCAGAAGACCAGCAUAUGCUGUGUGGAGGAUGGCAUAUCUCACCGACACACCAGGCUCUUCUUGGAAUACGGAGGCUCGGACGUGACGCGUUGCUUUUAUUUGCUGAUGCAGCGAUCGGGAUUUCCCUACAGAGAGUGCCAACUCGCAAACCGCAUGAAUGCAUUGCUGCUGCAGCAGCUCAAGGAGAACUUCUGUCACCUGGACCAGGAUAUCUCAGGUUUUCAAGACCAUGAGUUCCAGGUGAGGCAGCCAGACUCCGUGGCCCUGCUUUAUCAGUUCAAACUGGGCGACGAGAAGCUCCAGGCACCGAUGUCCAUGUUCUAUCCGGCCGUGUUUGGGAUCGUGGGUCAGAGAAUGACCUUGACCCAGCAGAGGUCACAGGGUGACCCAGAGGACCCGUAUGAUGAACACUACCUCUUGGCCACCCAAAGCAAGCAGGAGCAGGCCGCCAAAGCGGUGGCGGAGAGGAAAGCGCUGGCCAAGCACAGUGCCGCCGAUUCGGAAGGAGCGGGGGCACCUGCAGAGGCGUCGGAAGGUGCCGGGCGCGCGCCCGACGGGGAUCAAGGGCCGUCGAGGGGUGUGGGAGAAACGCACCACUUGAACCAGCCGGGCGCCCCCUCUCUGCUCUCCCGCAAGCUCAAGCUGGCCUCGCCGCACUUCGAGGGAAAAGCCCUGGGCCUGGACAAGGCUGUGUUGCACAGCAUUGACUGCUGUUCCUCGGAGGAGACUAAGAGGAAGAUGUACAGCAGUAUACUGGUGGUGGGUGGGGGACUUCUCUUCCCGGGAGCCCAGGAAUUCCUCCAGCAUCGCAUCAUCAACAAGAUGCCACCCUCUUUCCGCCGCCUUGUGGAAACCGUGGAGGUCAUCACACGACCAAAGGACACGGACCCGCGGCUGACCGCGUGGAAGGGCGGCGUGGUGCUGGCUUGCCUCGACACGGCGCAGGAACUGUGGAUUCACCGGCGCGAGUGGGAGCGGUUCGGAGUGAGAAUGCUGCGCGAGCGAGCGCCGUUCGUUUGGUGACUCCCAAGGCCACCGCCGCUGUUGCCCGAAGCUGCCUGAAGCCACUUACUUGCAUUGGCACCGCAGAGGAGACUAGAUAACCCAAGUUUACGGAUCGGGAACUGUGUUACACCUUUUCCAUUGCCACGUACGCGUGCCGAGCCAGUGCGGGGGGGGGGGGGGGGGCCCUCGUGAUACGGGGUGGUUUUCCCAUUGACUGCCAUGCCGAGUUGGAACCAAACCGUAAUACGCUGGCCUCUGAAUCUGGCUCGUGGAGAGGGGCGCGAGGCUCAUGACCCUAAUUGCGUGCGACUCCAUCAUACAUGAAGAGGAUGAACAAAAUGACAUCGAGCAAUUUGAAGCCUUGGGGGGGGGGGGCUGAAGUGUGUGUGUUCAUCAUAGGUGCUCGCUAACAGCACUUGCCCCAACAGUCUAAGGCUGAUCUUUGCCUUGUUUAUCAGUUUGUAUGCGUAUAUCCGUUUGUGCGCGACUGCGUCAUCCACAUGCAUCUUGAUAUUCGUGCAUUGCAUGCCAGGUCAGCGGCACGGCUCUGCUUCUGCAGUGAAAAAACAACCCCGUGCCCUCCUGAGCCAUGCCAGCUCGGCAAAGCCCCGGCAGCAAGGUUUGGAUGUAUUAGUGUGAAAGAGGUCGAGGUAAAACCCUGGAAUGUUACGCUAAGUUGAUUGUUCCGUGCAGUUUUAUAUAAGGGGUCAUAGGCUUGGAUAUGGAAUAAACGUGUCAUUUGUUUAAAGCACGCUAUGUAAAGGAUAUAAAAUGUAUAUAUGAAUUAAAGCUUGUAUGAUUGGCUUAAAAAUGAUUGAUUAAAAUAACUGUCUACAGUG